AUGACCAUUCAACCAAAUCUCACAUUCAGAGCCCAUAUUGCUGGAGAAGGAGACGAAACAGUGAAGAACAGCUUCAAAAUGCCAAAUCCCACUCUCUUCUUCCUUUUUUCCAUCCUUCUUCCACUUGUUUUCCUGCAGACCCAUUUCUCAUUCUGUGAUGCGAUUCUUGAUCUUAGAUCUUUGAAGGGCAGUGAAAUCGAUGUUAUGGCAAAAGGGGUUUGCAAUCAGAAGAUCGGGGAGUGCCUGACUGAGCCAGAAAUGGAAUCAGAAGUCAGUAGGAGAGUUCUGAUGAUGCAGAAGAAGUAUAUAAGCUAUGACACCCUUAGGAGGGACAUGGUUCCUUGUUCAAGACCAGGCGUUUCAUAUUAUGAAUGCCAUCCUGGUCCAGCAAAUUCUUAUGACAGAGGCUGCGAGGUCAUUACCAGAUGUGCUAGGGAUGUGCACGACAUAAACACUUGA
Cucurbita pepo subsp. pepo (vegetable marrow) is the source of this 459-nucleotide messenger RNA. RefSeq names its product protein RALF-like 24. The record is from RefSeq and is a predicted model, not a curated record. Gene Ontology annotation, cellular component: plasmodesma. Lineage: Eukaryota; Viridiplantae; Streptophyta; Magnoliopsida; Cucurbitales; Cucurbitaceae. Gene Ontology annotation, biological process: calcium-mediated signaling.